This is a messenger RNA of Cyprinus carpio (common carp), 1939 nucleotides long. RefSeq lists its product as uncharacterized. Lineage: Eukaryota; Metazoa; Chordata; Actinopteri; Cypriniformes; Cyprinidae. The record is from RefSeq and is a predicted model, not a curated record. The coding region runs from base 105 to 1637 and encodes 510 amino acids. The transcript is spliced from 3 exons.
CUUGCAGUCGACACCUGCAGUCUUCAGUACCUGCGCCAUUUGCAAUCGCCGUAUAGUGGGACCUGUUGGAUUAAGACUUCCGAAGUCAUUCAAGAAUCAUUGAUAUGCAUCAAUCAAUAUUAUUAGUUUCGGAAAGUUCCCUUUUGCCACAGUGCACUUCAUGUUGCACUAUUUAUCACUGCAGUUUAUGCCCUGCCCUGAAGCCAACCACCCUGAAAAAAAUCAAGCAACACUGGGAAGUCCAUUUAAAAAAGGCAAUUGUUUUCCAAGACAAAAGAUUAUGCCGUUGCCAUUUGCCCUGCAGAACUGAGGCUCAUUACCAUUGCCCCAAUUGCAGCAACACUGUUCUCAGGAGAUAUGUUAUGGAAGCUCACCUUAAGAUAUGCUCAUCCUUAGAUGUACCCCGCCCCUCUUUGGCUUCACAACCCUCUAAAACACCACCUGCACCGGUUCCAUUUUCCACAACGACACCUGCACCGGUUUCUGUGUCCACAACGACACCUGCACCGGUUCCAUUUUCCACAACUACACCUUCACCGGUUCCUCUGUCCGCAAAAAAAGGUUCACAGUCAUCAAAAAACAAAAAUGUGCUUAAAUGCCCACAUUGUUCAGUCACUGUGCUAAAAAAGAACUUGGUAAUCCACAUUAACCGAAAACAUACUGACAAUUCAAAAGAUAUUACAGUGAAAUCACAUCUUUCUAGUGUGUGCAUUGACUCAUCAAAUGGACUGUCAGCAGUUCAAAGAAGUGGUCAUGGUUUCUCUGUACCAGUUCAUGUACAGAGAAACACGUGGGGCAAAGCUCAUUAUGUUAGGUGUGACUUGGAGGAAUGUCGCCAAUACCAGCUACUUGCUCACCGGAGUGGACACAUGUUUAGUCUCUGUGAACACCUUCGUCCACUGGAUUAUUGUUGUGAGAGAGCAUUUGAGGAGUUCUUGGAAUCAAGUGUCCUUGAUGAGAUGGUGAAGCUCAGAUUCAUAGGAGAAGCGAAGAAGGCAGUUUGUUUGAAAAGGCAAAAAUCAGCACAGGCAGCUCAUGUCCCAUUUUCAGUGUUGGGGGCAUUAGGUAAAUCUCAAGAGCAAAUCACCGUCUCCAUACAUGAGCCUUCUAUUCAUCACUACAGUCGCCUUGGGAGAGUAAUGGUCACAUACAAUUCCUCUGUUGGUACUUGGCACUGCCCAUGUGCAAAGCCCCGAAUGUCUUGCCCUCACAAAAACAUUGCCAAAUGGCACUUAAUCCAAACAAAUAAGAGCUUAUUCACAACAGAGAAAGCUACUAAAUUGAGUGACACCUCGUGUCCACCGCACUUAGAUGAGCACAUCGACACUCCCCCAAUUAACCUUCAAAACACUGUGGAAUAUAUAUAUAACAAAAAAAUUCCAGGUAAUCUCCAAGAAGCAGCGGCCAAAUCAAAGACAUUUCCAUCAAGGUAUCUUCCAGUGGAGAUGGCUUGUAUGAUCUGCGAUGGUGAAAUUGCACUUGAUGAUCCAGCACUGAUUACUGCAAAAGCUAAAAUUGUAACCAUGGAAAGUGUCAUUGAUGGUAAGUUCAAUAUUCAAAUAUAUUCAUUCAUUAUUCAAAUGAAAAGAAACAGCUCAGAACUAAGCAAAGCAUUUGUUUAUGUUUCUACUUUAUAAAAGGUUGUAUCAUAAUCAUUAUGAAUGUUAUUUCUUUUUUACUAUUUUUAGACAUCUCCGCUUACACCAGAAGAUGCCUAGGGUGUAAUAUGAUAUAUCGGUACCAGGAAUGGCAGGAUGGUCUCCACAGUUUUGAUGAUCAUGUGCUUCUGAGUCUCGAGCUUUGUCUAUAUCUAAGACACAGUUUACAGGUUUGUCUUUAUUACAUAGUGUUUUAUAACUAAUGUUCCCAUCCAGUAAAGAAGCCAUUCAUAGAAUUGAAUUAACCCAUUGUCAUUAUGUCUAUUCCAGAACCACGUAUC